This is a messenger RNA of Symphalangus syndactylus (siamang), 6324 nucleotides long. It is a transcript of the gene ACKR3, whose product is annotated as atypical chemokine receptor 3. NCBI's taxonomy places the organism in Eukaryota, Metazoa, Chordata, Mammalia, Primates, Hylobatidae. Gene Ontology annotation, molecular function: chemokine binding; coreceptor activity; G protein-coupled receptor activity. The record is from RefSeq and is a predicted model, not a curated record. Gene Ontology annotation, cellular component: membrane. Gene Ontology annotation, biological process: angiogenesis; vasculogenesis; chemotaxis.
CUGAUUUGUUGUCCUCACAUGCCCCAGAGCAGCGCCUCCUGGAAUAAGAGGCUCAGUCUGUCAACACCAGCUCGGUGACGAUUUCAGAAAAGUCUCUCCUGGACGCCCGUCUCUGCUGCUGGCCACGGUCGCUGGUCUUGGUGGGGCAUGAUUAACCGCUGGCUCAUUGAGCACCUACUAUGUACGGCUGUAGCUGUGUAGCUGCAUAGCUGUAGCUACAUAAAGUUACAGAAGACUUGUUGGGGAGUGUGGGGCCUGGUAGGAAUGAGGUGGAGGGGCAAGAAACCUGAACAACGUGAUAGUACAAAAGACAUUCCAGAAUAGAGAUGUGCAGUAUGGGGCCAGGAUGGGAGAAUCAGAAAGGCAGAGGGCAUCAGUUGGGAAGAGUCUGUGGUUGGAGACUGCAAACAUAUGGAAGGGAGUUUGGAGGAACACUGGCCAGGUGCCUGAACACGUGGCAUUCUCUGGAAGAAACUAACCAGCGUGAGGACGUGCUGAUUGCAUACUCAGCCAUCACCCAUGGAGGCUCUAAACCUGAGUACCUCUAAUUCUGGCUUCACCCUCAGCUUGCAGAGUGAGCCCAGGGAGACCAUUUGGAUGCAGCUAAAUACCCCAGGCUGCUUGCUGCAGCACGAUCGUUGUCAAGGAUACUUGGUUGAUGAAUAAAACAUCCCAGAAACGAGAGGUGCAUCUCCGGGAAAGUCCCGCAAUUGACAAGAGGAGCCCCAGUACCAUCUGGGCUGUGAGUGACAGAGGAGUCCCUUUGCAAGCCAUAGGCUGGCAGGGAUGGAGGGCUGGACAGGUGCUUGCCCACCGCCGGCCACGGGAAAGUUCUCUCCCUGUCACUGCAACGUGCGACAGGGCCGCUAAAAAGGUGACCCCUGUACGAAGGAAUGAAUGAGAUAAAACAGAGCAAGCACUGGGAAAAAGGGAAUGAAAGCUGACGUUCACUGCUUUUCGUUCUCUCUUGGGUCUCUGUGGUCCAGGAAAAUGCAACAUGACCCUCGAUUGUUCUGUGGACCAUUCCUCCCUCUAUGAAAAUUUACAUAAUUCUUGAUGUCAAAUUUCAAAUAACACAGAAGUUUAUUGAGUAAAAACUACAAGUCACCUUUUGUUCCCUCCUCCUACCUUCCCAGCCCCAAGUUUUAUACUUACUGCAGGUCUUUUUCUAUGCCUUCGUGCACAUAUAUUUACAUAUAAAAAUACAUAAAUGUAAUUUUUGUGUUUCUUUCUGCAUAGCUGGGGUUGUGCUGUGUGUGCGUGCGUCUGCGCAUUGUCUUUCACUGAACAGCAUGUUGUAACUCUCCCUGUGGAUGAAGGGAGGCCUCCCUCUCACAGCUGUAUUAUAUUCCAGAUGGCGGAGACACCAGGCUUUACUGAGUCAUGCCUCUGUUGAAAGACAUUUAUGUUGUCUCCAGUGUUUGCUCGUAAAUAAAUACUGCUUUAAAAAACAUCUUGUGUAUAUUUGGAGACACAUGAAUAUUUUGAGGAGAGAAAUGUGUGAAUUUGUAUCAUCACAGAACAGGAAAGAAACAUCUUUUGUUCUGCAUCCCCUCCCCUUCCUUCCCCCUGGAAUCUUUUAUGCAGAAACCUUAGAACCUAAGUGUCAGAAGUGGGUCUCAUUCCCCUGCCUGCCCUGGCGUGGGCACUGAGGCCACAGAGAUGCAGGCAGUGGGCAGGUUGGAUUCACACCCAGAAAUGUUUCUUAGACCCUGGCCUCAAGCGGGAAUGGAAUUGCUGGUUGAUUCCAGCAGAGGAUGACUGGUCUAAGUGGAUGUCUCCUUCAGGCCCCGUGGCUAUCCGCCGUCCCAGCUUCUCAGUGUAAACAGACCCAGCACAGGCUGAGAGGCAUUAAGAAUGUAUACAAGGACCCAAGGGCUGGCCCAUCCAGAUCUGUGCGGAAUGCAGUCAGUCUUUUCUGUAUGGGAUGAGGUAAUCCCCUGCUUUUGCUUGAGGGGACCUGUGAUUUCUGUGCAGGGCCCUCUGGGGGUUCAUUAGAGGCCUCCCUCCCUCUCUCCACUUUCAGAUUUUGCAGGGAGCUUUGUCACCAGGCCUUUGAGAACCAGGGGCCCUGGUUACACAUUUCAUAGUUUGCCCUAUGAAGCUUUUGUUCCUAUCGGGGAUUCUGAGAGUGUCACUUAUUAAGAUCUAAGCAGGUAAUUUAGGAAGAUUCUUUCCUCCAAUAGCGGAGGCACACCAUCAGUGAAUGGUGUUCAGUGAAAGUGGGCCCUGCCCACCCUAAACGUCCUGCAGGCAGGCUGGGGCAGCCAGAGCCUUUGUCGCAGACCACAUUCCAUGUUACAUGGCAGUUCCCUCUUUUGAAUAAGGGGAUUGUCUUUGUCAAAUAAUAAUCUGUUUUCUGGAGACAGCUCUUGUUUCUGAAACCUAAUGCAUGAAAAAUACCAAAAUGACAAAAGGCUAAGCUAUCGUAUGACAUUUUUGUUUUUCUGUUUUUUGUUUUCUUUAGCUCCCAUUUAAAUUUGCAGAGGACUUGAUGACUGCACUGUCUGCUUAAUCUCCCUUUCCGCUGUGCUUUCCGUCCUUUAUCUGACCACUGGAGCCUUUGGUGGUGGGAAGGGAGAGCCCCGUCCAGGCCCCGAGAGGAAAGCAGGCGAUCCGGGUGUGGGCCUCUGGCUGUUUCCUGGCCAGUCCCAGUGUGGGCUGCUGUUCCUUGGGCUGACUGGUGGUUAAUGAUUGAGGAUCGGUGAUCGGUGAUCGGUGACUGAUGAUUGGUGGCCGGUGAUCGGUGGGGCAGUGAGGAGCUCCAGCCUCUGCUCUCUCAUUCAGCCCUUGGGCAGCAACAGCCAUGCCCUUGUUGGAAGUUUCCCACUGUGCCCCCCCGGAGGGGAGAAGUAAGGACAGAGGCGAGGACGGCUGAGUGGGGAAGUGCCUAUCUCAGAAAUACUAUUUUUGACUCAGAGGACCAAUGGUCCCUAAAUCAAAUUUUCUUCACCCAAAGAGGCAGAGGUAGAAAGCCAAGGGCUGGAUGGGGGUCCCUGAGCCCUUUUCCACCUCUUAUUCCCACUCUGGGCUCUGAGAAUACUGAAGGCUGCUGGUAGCUCAAAGCGGGUGAGUGUCUGUUUUGUGCUAAGAGUGGAGGAACUGGAAGGAAGGACACACUCGAGAUGUGGGAACCAGGCGUCUUCUCACUGAGUGACCCUGCCUCCUGCUGGGGCCUGUCCAUGCUGAGCAGUGGCCAGGCGCCUGGCAUCUGACAUGUCUCUACACUGGAGGGCGAGUAAGACCUGAGCCAGAGGAAUGUCACCAUGGUGGGGGAGAGAGGUGGGGCGGAUUCGGGAUCCAAGUUCUGGCGAACAAAGACUGAGGGUCAUUUCUUUCUAGCCCCUGUGAAUGGCCCAAGCCCCAGGAUUUAUGGCAGCUUCUGCUGUGUGGCUGUGCCAGUGGGGACAGAGCAGGGAGCCCAAGCCGGGCGCCGGCCGAGCUGCCCUCUGGACCCAGCUGCUGUCCCUGCUGCUGCCCAGCUGUGGGGCCAUCCUCCAUUCAAGCUCCUCUGCUCCCUGGGACUCUGGGGUCAGAUGAGAUUACGGGUGAAAGUGUUUUGGAAGCCAAGCCAUGACGCAAAUGUGUUUCGUUUUAAGGAAAUGGGACAAAGGAACAAGGGUUGUUGCAGUAGAGCCAUGUGGGAGAGCAAAGGUGAAAUCCUUGUCUCCUGGAAUCACAGGUGAAGAAUGGAACGUCAGCUCGGGUCAUUUGGUGGCCAAGGGAAGGUGGCAAUAAUAGCUUUAAGGCACAGCCUGGGGUUGGCUGUCCGCCCUGGAGGCAGUCUGGCAGGCCAGGGUGUCCUCAGCUCCCUGCUGGGCCUACGUCCUUUUGGAGUUCUAGAGCUGCGUCUUAGGACAAGGGUGCCGAGCCUCCUGCUUUGAGUUUCUGUCCUGACCUUGACCUUGCUCACCUCCAUGGGCACCCUCCCAUGCUUGGGCAUCAGGGCUUGUCAUAAGUCCAUGGUCACAGGGCUUGAUUCCUCCUAGUGGGUGACUCUGAGGACGGCCAGGCCUCCCGCUGCAGGACCAGCGUGGUUUCCUCCAUGGAGAGCUUUCAGAGUGGGGAGGGGAUGUGGCUGUUAUGGGAGGCCCAGCCCUUUCUGUCGGCCGUGGAGGACACUGAGUCAGGUUAGGUCACCAGGAGGGGACCCCACAGUCAUUUACAUCCCACAGAGGGAAGUGCCCAGAAGCCUGCAACAGUCUCUGCUAAGCGGAGUUCAAGCGAGGUCCUCUGCUGUGAAUGUUGAGGCUGUGGAGCCGAGGCCGCGAAAUUUCUCACUUUUCAGGGAUUCUGUUCAUGUUGUCCCAAAGGAGAAGCCCAUCAAACAACCCAGUCUCUGUGUGAGCUUGGUAUCUGUGAGAUAGGUGCUGCUGUCCUGGGGAGGCAGAUGCAGACAGAUUAACUCUCAAGGUCAUUUGAUUGCCCCCCUCAGAACGAUGGAUCUGCAUCUCUUCGACUACUCAGAGCCAGGGAACUUCUCGGACAUCAGCUGGCCCUGCAACAGCAGUGACUGCAUCGUGGUGGACACGGUGAUGUGCCCCAACAUGCCCAACAAAAGCGUCCUGCUCUACACGCUCUCCUUCAUUUACAUUUUCAUCUUCGUCAUCGGCAUGAUUGCCAACUCCGUGGUGGUCUGGGUGAAUAUCCAGGCCAAGACCACAGGCUAUGACACUCACUGCUACAUCUUGAACCUGGCCAUCGCCGACCUGUGGGUUGUCCUCACCAUCCCAGUCUGGGUGGUCAGCCUCGUGCAGCACAACCAGUGGCCCAUGGGCGAGCUCACGUGCAAAGUCACACACCUCAUCUUCUCCAUCAACCUCUUCGGCAGCAUUUUCUUCCUCACAUGUAUGAGCGUGGACCGCUACCUCUCCAUCACCUACUUCACCAAUACCUCCAGCAGCAGAAAGAAGAUGGUACGCCGUGUCGUCUGCAUCCUGGUGUGGCUGCUGGCCUUCUGCGUGUCUCUGCCCGACACCUACUACCUGAAGACCGUCACGUCUGCGUCCAACAAUGAGACCUACUGCCGGUCCUUCUACCCCGAGCACAGCAUCAAGGAGUGGCUGAUCGGCAUGGAGCUGGUCUCUGUGGUCUUGGGCUUCGCCAUUCCCUUCUCCAUCAUCGCUGUCUUCUACUUCCUGCUGGCCAGAGCCAUCUCGGCGUCCGGUGACCAGGAGAAGCACAGCAGCCGGAAGAUCAUCUUCUCCUACGUGGUGGUCUUCCUCGUCUGCUGGCUGCCCUACCACGUGGCGGUGCUGCUGGACAUCUUCUCCAUCCUGCACUACAUCCCUUUCACCUGCCGGCUGGAGCACGCCCUCUUCACGGCCCUGCACGUCACACAGUGCCUGUCGCUGGUGCACUGCUGCGUCAACCCUGUCCUCUACAGCUUCAUCAAUCGCAACUACAGGUACGAGCUGAUGAAGGCCUUCAUCUUCAAGUACUCGGCCAAAACAGGGCUCACCAAGCUCAUCGAUGCCUCCAGAGUCUCAGAAACGGAGUACUCUGCCUUGGAGCAGAGCACCAAAUGAUCUGCCCUGGAGAGGCUCCGGGACGGGUUUACUUAUUUUUGAACAGGGUGAUAGGCCCUAUGGUUUUCUAGAGCAAAGCAAAGUAGCUUCUGGUCUUGAUGCUUGAGUAGCGUGAACAGGGAAGCACGUGCCCCCUGCAUCCAUUCUCUCUCUUGACGACGCGGCUGUCGUUUGGCUGUGCGUGCUGACAGUUUUGCAACAGGCAGAGCUGUGUCGCACAGCAGUGCUGUGCGUCAGAGCCAGCCGAGGACGGGCUUGCCUGGACUUCUGUAAGAUAGGAUUUUCUGUGUUUCCUGAAUUUUUUAUAUGGUGAUUUGUAUUUAAAUUUUAAGACUUUAUUUUCUCACUAUUGAUGUACCUUAUAAAUGUAUUUGAAAGUUAAAUAUAUUUUAAAUAUUGUUUGGCAGGCAUAGUGCUGACAUAUAUUCGGAGUGUUGUAGUUUUAAGGUUAGCGUGACUUCAGUUUUGACUAAGGAUGACACUAAUUGUUAGCUGUUUUGAAAUUUUAUAUAUAUAAAUAUAUAUAAAUAUAUAAAUAUAUGCCGGUCUUGGCUGAAAUGUUUUAUUUACCAUAGUUUUAUAUCUGUGUGGUGUUUUGUACCGGCACGGGAUAUGGAACGAAAACUGCUUUGUAAUGCAGUUUGUGACAUUAAUAGUAUUGUAAAGUUACACUUAAAAAAAACAAAAAACUGUUCUGGACUGCAAAUCUGUGCACACAACGAACAGUUGCAUUUCAGAGAGUUCUCUCAAUUUGUAAGUUAUUUUUUUUAAUAAAGAUUUUUGUUUCCUAAAAAUG